Messenger RNA from Cylas formicarius (sweet potato weevil), 4235 nucleotides. RefSeq lists its product as uncharacterized. The transcript is spliced from 16 exons. The coding region runs from base 398 to 4102 and encodes 1234 amino acids. NCBI's taxonomy places the organism in Eukaryota, Metazoa, Arthropoda, Insecta, Coleoptera, Brentidae. The record is from RefSeq and is a predicted model, not a curated record. Gene Ontology annotation, cellular component: nucleus; cytoplasm.
CGAUUUUAGCCGAUCGAGUUGGGACAAUGCUUAAACUAAGCAAAACUAAGAAAAAUUAAGCAAAGAUAACCAAAACCAGUUAGGAAACAAAUUAAACGGGCCAAUAAACUCCCAAUGUUUAGAAUUCGGCUGCCCAGUAUCAGUACACUGUAGUUCAGUUCGGACAAUAUCGUUUGUGCUGCGGGUGUGAUGGCUAAUUUUCAGUAUCAGAGAGAAGGACUCUAAUUGUUAACCGUUUUGUAGCUUGACGUUUAUAAUUAUUAGUUAUAUGUAUAUAUCAUAAUAAAACUAACAAGUUAAAAAGCGGCACUAUUUAGUUCAGUGAAUAUGGGAACAUGGUGUGUGUAAACGCGUUAAUUCUGUUAUUUUUAUUAGUAGGUACCUAUAGUUCUCGAAGAUGAAUAGUGACAAGAUUAGUGAAAAAAUGAACGAUUUGCUCACGUUCGUUGAUCUUCUCGUGAAACAAACGUGUCGUAGGGCCGCGUACGAUUAUCAGAUGCGGUCAAAACCGAUAAAGGAAGACAAAGCUAGUAUCUAUUCCCUGGAUUAUUUGAAGAAAGUACACGAUAAACCCCGUGAAAACAUCUACAAGUUGGUUAAGAACCCUCAAAAAACUCUUAAGGGGUUGAAGGUUGAUAAUGGUUUCAAUGGACAAAAAAAGGACAACAAGUUCACGAAAAUUGAACAGCGAAUGUUGCUUGAUUUCGUCGAGAAAGUUAAAGAUCAAGCUCCUCCAAGACAGCUGUUGUGGAUUGACCUGCAGCAUUACCUCUAUUAUGUUUAUAGGAAUUUCGCUUGUCCUAAUCCUGAUCCUUCAGCCGAAGUCUUGUCUACAUUUUUUAUUUGUGAAAUGAAGGAACUGGUGGAUAAUUUAAAAAAGGAAGAUGAGAGUCAAGUGUGGUUGAGGGUUUUCACAUUGCUGAGAGAAUAUUGUAUCUUUGCUCAGUGGCAUUACACCAAAAAUUGUGAGGAGCACGCUCUUUUAAAAUUUUUCUGCUAUUACGAAGCAAUGUUGACCGCGGCCAAAAAUCUGGUGCCAGUAUUCUCAGACUUCGAGCGUGAUGUCAUUUACAAGAGAUACAAAGUGUGCUGGGUUGACUUUAACACUUUUAUUUUCAUCCGAUUUUUCUAUGAAAGCGGGAGAGUGAAAACGAGACUUGCGGAGUGUGUUAAAACAAAAAAUGUCGCAGGGGAGGCUCCUCAGAUGUUUACUCUGUUUAGUGAAUUAAAAAAGUUGUGGACAGAGGAACAAAAUCGGAUAGGCUUAAUUAAUCAAGAGGGCAAAUUAGCGGAAAAUUCCCCUGAAUUUGGUAAAGAAAAAAAAGUAAUCGCGGCUCAUAAAAAAGUUUUGGCGGGAAAUUUUUGGGUGGAACGAACAAAAGAAGAGAAAAAGAAAAUUGACUUAAGUCGAUUGGAUCACAAUAUUUUCGAUUUGCUAAGAGAUCGGGAGUUCUUUCCUGAGGGACCUGGCCUGAACAAGAACGGCCAGUGCAUUUGUGAAGAGUGUUUAAUAUGUAAAUAUAAGUUGUUUUUAGACUGCCAGCCCGCGAAUGAUUUUAUCGCUAUUAGAAGUUCUGAAAGAACUACGGUUUGUCGUAAAUGCAAAACUAUGCUUAAAUUGGAAGUGUUUCAACGCCAUAUAAACAGUCACGUAAUGGAUAGUGAAUCACAAAGGCAGCCAAUUAAUAACAGACCAACAAAUUUGACGCGUAUAAUUGCAGAGAAAAUGGAUUUUGUCAAAAUGGGUGAUCGGUCAGUAAGCCUAAGUGAGAUGCUUAGCGAAAAAUUGCGAAUAAGCAAAUCUCAGAAUACAGAAGAGUGUUCCGAUAAAAUGGAAAUGGACACUACAAAACUAGCUUUUGAAAAAUUCCUUAGACAAACCCGAGAUAGUCCUACCAAUACCGAACAUUUAUUCAAUAAAAAUGGCAGGAAUGUCAUAAAAAUUAAAAAGGAUCUGUUGAACGGCAUUUCUAAGAAGGAACCGGAUAGCAUGAGAAAGGAUAAAUCAAAUUCCAUAACUUCAAAAUUGGAAAAAUUAACAGCGAACGGAUCCCAAGAAAUUCCCGUGUCGAUAAAUACGGAAAAAUUGGGCGAAACUGAACUUAGAAUAAGGGAUAUUCGAAGGAAUUGGCAUAAGCCUUAUCCAAUGAGCAGAAUAAGCAAAUGUACCGGCACUGACGAUGAUUCCCCGUCGGGAGUUUGUCCCGGUCACGUGGAACCGGACAAUGUGGAACAAAAGAAAUGCGAUUGUACAUAUUGCGAGGUAUUUGGGGCAGUAAGUUUGGUUCACAAAUAUGCGGAACUCAGAGAUAGAUUGCGGCUAAGACUGAACCAGAGAAGGGAGAAAAAAUCAGUAGAGAGUCAGCAAAAUUUGGUCUCGAACGGCGGUAACGCGAAAGUUAAUAAAACUGAAUCCAGGGUUUCAGCAACAGCUUCACCGACGAAUAUGCCGUCGUCGAUUUCGGUUUCGUCAGAACCGUCGGUUGGCGUCAAAGAAAUUUCCGAUAUUCAUGGUUUGGUGAAUUAUAUAGAGGGCAAUUCCGCUAUCAAUAAAAUCGAACUAGCUAAAAAGAAAGCGGCUAAAAAAGCUCGGCAACGCGAAAGAAGGGAGCAAGAGAGAAUCCAGGCCGAGCUGGACGCGAAAAGAAAAGCAGAAGAGAAAGAACACAGGAAAAAGGAGCAAGAAAGGAAACAAGAAGAAUUAAAACUGUUGGAAGCGCAAACCAAAAAGAAACUCAAGAAACAAAGGCAACAGUUGAAGAAGUUGGAAAAUGAGAGACUUAAAAAUAUUGUUGAGGAGACCAUACCGGCCAUGGUUACAAUUAAAAGGGUGUCCAACACGGAAAAUGGCACACCUGCAGUUACAAUAACGCUGAAAGGGUACACGCCGGAUCAAGAUAAACUGUUGUAUACCCUUGUGGAGGAUCCAAAAGAUGAGGGAAAGGAUACUAAAAUUGAACCGGUUGUAAGCAAAGAGUUGAAUAAAGCAAAGAAAAAAAUUAAAAAUAAACCUCUUCAAGUUCAAGAGAAGGAGCCCAAAGUUGUAGCAAAAGAAGUGAAAGUAAUGUUGGCUGUGGAUAAAAAUUCUUCGAAAGCAUUUCCAGAUACUGCGUCUGAUAAUACAUGCAAAAAACCCAUCGCAAAGGUUGUUAAUAGAGAAGUGUUGCCGACUGAAGAUGAAAUGAGAGCGCUAGGUAAUCUUAGAUUACCUCCUGGAAUUACCAUAACUAAAGUGGAAGGUCCUUUGUCUAAUCGAAAUCGUGUUGGAUCUGAUGCAAGCAAAGCGAGCUCUAUUGUAGGUAAAUCUGGGGUAAUUGUUGUAGAUACUGAGAAGCUUAUUCAUAAUAACGACGGUGGAGCUGAGUCCGUUAAAGUCUCCAAAUCAAGUAAAAAGAAGAGGAAAAAUAAAAAGAAUAUGGAGAUGACUAUUAUAAACAAACCAAUCGCUAACCAACCUAAAAUGGUUACUUUGAAGAAUCCCCUUUUCCAACAGUAUCAAAAUGCUAAACCUUUGGAUAAUAUAGACAACUCAGCGCCUGCGUCUAUAUUUACUAGCGAAAAUGGUAUGGUCACAAUUCGCAGUUCAAGACUACAGCAAUCGUUAAAUAAUGACGCUAAACAGUCGAAUGCCAUGAAACUCCCUAUGCCAAUUCUUUCUAAUAUGAUGCCCGAAAUUCCAAACUUGAUUAAUCCUAAUAAAUUCACUCCAGGUAAUUGUAUAAACGUAACUGACGACGGCAGGCAAACUCCACUAAAUGCUCAAGAAAUUCUCUCUGGUUUGCCUGGUAUUGAAAUAACUAAGGUUGACAAAAAAUUAGAACCAGUAGUGUUAGAGGAUAAAGGAUCUUAUCCUGACGCUCAGGUCUCUAUCAUUCCUUCGCCUGGUAAUGGCAAAGAUUCAGAAUUUGGUAAAGAUGAUGAUGAUUGGUUAUAUGAUAAUGUUUUUAAACCACGGGACGUAUUAGAAGACGAUAUGGACGACGAAGAGUUGGAAUUAGAAGCAUUCAAACGUUUUUGUCAACAAUCUGUCCCCCCGAAAUGUAAAGAAAAAGUUGCUCAUUUAAAUGUUGCUGACAUUGUUUUAAAGAAAAAAACUUGUUAAUGGUUUACCAAGACCAUUAUGCCAAUUGUUUCACUUAGUGUUAUUUAAGAUGUGAUAAUUUAUUUUAAAAAAUAAUAAUUUGUAAUAUGUUUCGUGAAAUAGAAUUUGCAACAUUGGUUGUUAAGUUUUUAUG